UUCUGAACGUAAUACUACGUUUAUUCGGAGUUUAACUAGUUUAUCAUGGCUCGUACUAAGCAAACUGCGCGUAAGUCGACUGGUGGAAAGGCUCCGCGUAAACAACUGGCUACCAAAGCCGCCCGUAAGAGCGCGCCAGCCACUGGUGGUGUCAAGAAGCCACAUCGUUACCGUCCUGGAACAGUCGCUCUUCGUGAAAUCCGUCGUUACCAGAAAAGCACGGAGCUCCUCAUCCGUAAAUUACCAUUCCAACGUCUGGUUCGUGAAAUUGCUCAGGACUUCAAAACUGAUCUCCGAUUCCAGAGCUCAGCCGUGAUGGCUCUCCAGGAAGCCAGCGAGGCCUAUCUCGUUGGUCUUUUCGAAGACACCAAUCUCUGUGCCAUCCAUGCCAAGCGUGUUACCAUCAUGCCCAAGGACAUCCAAUUGGCUCGUCGUAUUCGAGGAGAACGUGCUUGAGUUAUUUCAACAUCCGACAUUAACAAACCAAACGGCCCUUUUCAGGGCCAUCAAAUUUUUCAUACUAAGAAAAUUAAACUCGUUUUUCGUUUAUUUUAUUGAUUACAUUAAAAAAAAAAAUUAAAUACCAUAUUUAUCCCAAUUUUUCAACAAUACUGUUCACGCUUUUCUUUCAAUUAAACACUGUCUAAUCAUACUUAUGCAUUUGCCUGAAGAGUUCUAGUACUGCUGAUCAUGAUAGGGUAGAAUUUUUAUUUAUAAAAAUAUAUAUUUUAAUGAUUAUAGUCGAUUGGAAAUUUUAGUAGUCUCAAAAAUCCAGCGCUGAAAUGGAAUACCAAUAUAUUUAUCGUAUACUUUAUUACUUGUAGAAUUUCUGUUUAUCAUUUCUGGUGACAAGUGUUCAUUUUACAGAGUUUAGUUUUGUUGAAAUAUAUGUAUGCCUGUUUCCCCACAAACUUUACAAUUUUAUUGUUAUGUUUUAUAUUUUUUACUCAUUCUAUUUUAAUAUAGGUGGCGCAGAACAAAUAAUCAUGCGAAAUUUUUUUUCCAAAUACUAAUAGAUAUCAUUAGAAAUAAGAACUUGAAUUAACUACGAUUCAAUAUCGAUAAGUACCCGUAUAAUCUUAUU
Molecule: messenger RNA, 1084 nt
Organism: Microplitis demolitor
Lineage: Eukaryota; Metazoa; Arthropoda; Insecta; Hymenoptera; Braconidae
Product: histone H3
Exons: 1
Coding region: 46-456 (136 amino acids)
Cellular component (GO): nucleosome
Molecular function (GO): protein heterodimerization activity; structural constituent of chromatin; DNA binding
Source: RefSeq, a predicted model, not a curated record